AUGCCUUCUUCAAGACGAGAUUAUCCCAGCAGCAUGUAUCCCGAGCACGGGUCUGGCUAUGGAGCAAGCAACUACAGUCAAAGCGGCAGAAGCAGCAAAAGAAGCAGAAGCGGUGGCGACGGCUACGAUGCGCGAAGGAGUACGCGAAGGAGUGGCUACAUCCCUCACAGCUAUGACGACAGCCAUGACGACAACUCUGAGAGCAGCUACGAUAACAACGGCUAUCGUCGUGACCUAAAUGAUCGCCGCCGCGGAGACAGAGACGACAGACACUCUCGCGACCGUCACUCUAGCAAGAGGGGUUCCCGUCGCGACGAUGACCGUGACCGUGGCCGUGACCGUUCCCACGACCGAAAUCCUGACAGAGAUCACAUUGAGAAAAAGGGCCGUAGCAGCAGCUUGGGGUUUCUCGAGCGCGUCUUGCCGCGCGAAUUUCGUCCUUCACACGCUGAUCCUGAGGCCCGGCUCCAUAGAUUGCAGAAAGAAAAGGACUGUGCCGGCUUUGACUGGACGCCGGGGCUGGUGUUGGGGCUGAUUGGAGCGACGAUGUUGUUUAAUCACGAGAGGUCGCUUAUUAAGAGGCAGAAGAAGGAGUAUUUCGAUUGA
This is a messenger RNA of Trichoderma gamsii, 606 nucleotides long. RefSeq lists its product as hypothetical. The record is from RefSeq and is a predicted model, not a curated record. Lineage: Eukaryota; Fungi; Ascomycota; Sordariomycetes; Hypocreales; Hypocreaceae. The coding region runs from base 1 to 606 and encodes 201 amino acids. The transcript has a single exon.